AUGAGAAGCUUCUUUCUUCUCAGCGCCGUUGCCUUUAGCGCGGCUAACGCUGGCGUUUUAGAUUUCCGUCGACACCAAGUUCGAGGAAACUACGAUCUGCCUCCUGCUGAUGCCUACCCUCCUCCUGCCAACACUCAACCCGAUGUCUAUCCUCCUCCCGAUGUCCCUGACAACACUGAGCCUGCUGCGCAGGAAUCUUCUCAGCAUGUUCCUCCUCCUCAGCCUACCUCCGAGGUUCCCGUCAUUGAAGUGACCACCUCUCCGGUCGUUGAGAAGGAUACUACCGAUUAUGCUCCCCCUGCUGGUCCUACUGUCGUUACUACCGAAGCCGCUCCUCCUCAGUCUGCUGCUACUGAGACCAAGCCUGCCGAAGAAGAGACUCCUGGUGUUUACCCUCCUCCCGCCAACACCCCUUCUGACGCUUAUCCUCCUCCUGAGGGAGUUCCUACUACUGAGGCUGGACAAGAGACUACUGCUGAAGCCCCUUCUGCCACUGGUGCCUAUCCUCCUCCUGAGGGCACACCUUCAUCUGAGGAAGAACAGAAGACUACCGCUGAUGCCACUUCCGCUACCGAUCUCUACCCUCCUCCUGCUGGAACCAAGCCUGCCGAAGACACCACUGAGGCUGGACAGGAGACCAGCGCCGAGGCUACCUCUGCCGGUGUCUACCCUCCUCCUGCCAACACCCCAUCUGAUGUUUACCCUCCUCCCGAGGGUGUUCCCACUACUGAGUCUGCUCAAGAGUCCACUGCAGAUGUCACUAGCGAUGCUGCCACUGCUGGUGUGACUACUGCGACCGACCUGUACCCUCCUCCUGCUGGAACCAAGCCUGCCGAGGAUACCACCGAGGCUCCCACUCCUACUUCCGAGUACGCUCCUCCCGAGAGCACCGAUGUGACCAAGAAGGGAUCCACCGUCGUUGAGAGCUCCACCGGUGCCUAUCCUCCUCCCGAGGGUACCGUCACUGAGUCUGUACCCGAAGGCACUACCACUGAGGUUUCCAACGAGACCACCAAGGAUGCUCAACCCACUACGGUUGAGUCCGAGAGUGCCUCUACUACUGAGUGGACUACCUCAACUGUCUACACCACCAACAUCUACACUGUGACAUCUUGCCCUCCAGAGGUCCCCGACUGCCCCAACAACAAGCACGUCACUACCGAGACCGUCGCUGUGUCUACUACUAUCUGCCCUGUCACUGAGAAGGGUGAGACUCCUGUUUCUACUCCCGAGUACCAGGUUCCUGGAUCCACCGAGAAGCAGGACACUGAGACUGCUACUGCUUCUGUCCCCGUUGAGACCGAGACUGAGAAGGUCCCUGAGACGACCACUCCUGGUGCUUAUCCUCCUCCCGAGGGCAACACCGAGACCGGUACUGCUUCUCUGCCUGUCGAGACUGAGACCGAGACCGAGAAGGUUCCUGAGCAGUCUUCCACUGGUGUCUACCCUCCUCCCGCCCAGUCUACCACUGAGGGUGCCGAGACUGAGACUAAGAAGGUCCCCGAGGUUACUGAGACUGCUACUUCCUCUGGUGCUUACCCUCCUCCUGAGGGUACCGGUUCUGUUCCUGCUGAGACCGAAACCGUUCCCGCUGAGACUGAGACCAAGACCCUCCCUGGCGAGACCGAGACUGCUCCUGCUGCUGGAACUACUCAACCUGCCGAGUCUUCCACCGGUGUCUACCCUCCUCCCAAGCCUAACACCGAGACCGUCGGUACCGAGACCCAGCCUGCCAUCGAGACAACCAGCGAGUGGACCACUUCAACUGUCUACACCACUGCUGUCCGCACCAUCACUGAUUGCCCUCCUGAGAUUCCUGACUGCCCCAACAACAAGCGCGUCACGACUGAGACCAUCGCUAUCUCGACCACUGUUUGCCCUGUUACUGAAGCUCAGCCUACCAAGCCUGUGACCGGCACCGAGGACAAGCCCGCUACCGAGACUGUCCCUGCUACCGAGGAGCAACCUACCAAGCCCGCUACUGAGACCGAAGCCUCUACUGUUCCUGCUACCGAGACCGGCGACAAGCCUGCUACCGAGACUGUUCCUGCUACUACUGAGUCUGAGGAGCAGCCUACCAAGCCUGUUACCAACCACGAGGGUUCUACCAAGCCCGCGACCGAGGAGCAACCCACCGAGACCGAAACCGUCCCUGCCACCACCGAUGACAACAAGUACCCAGUCCCCACCGAGAGCGGAGCUGUCUCUACUCACCCUGUCACCGGCACCGAGGACCAGCCCGCUCCUACCGAGUCCGCCAGCACCACUGAGAUGACCACCUCAACCAUCUACACCACCAACGUGCGCACAAUCACCUCUUGUGCUCCCGAUGUGCCUGACUGUCCCGUUGGCCCUCACGUCACCACCGAGACUAUCGCCAUCUCUACCACUGUCUGCCCCGUCACUGAGAUCAUUCCUCCUGUUACCAAGGUCAUCAUCACUGAGAAUGGAUCUACCAAGACUAUUGCUACGACUGAGGUUGUGACCAAGCCUGCUACUGAGGAGCACCCCACUGAGACUGUCCCUGCUACUGAGACUAAGCCCGCUACCAAGCCUGCCACCGGCGGCCAGACCGAAGCUGGAUCUACUCAGCCUGCUGUUCCCUCUACUACUGAGUGGACCACCUCGACUGUCUACACCACCAACGUUCGCACCGUCACCUCUUGCGCUCCUGGUGUUCCCGACUGCCCAGUUACUCCUCAUGUUACCACUGAGACCAUCGCUGUUUCUACUACUAUCUGUCCUGUUACCGAGCAGCAGACUAAGCCUCAUGUCACUGAGCCCGAGCCUACUGAGCCCAAGCCUACUCAGCCCAAGCCUACAGAGCCCAAGCCUACAGAGCCCAAGCCUACUGAGCCUCACGUCACUGAGCCAGUAGCCAAGACUACCGGUUACACUACCUCCACUGUCUACACCACCAGUGUCCGAACUGUCACUACCUGCGGCCCUGAGGUUCCCGACUGCUCUCCUACUCCUCAUGUUGUCACCGAGACUAUCGCCAUCUCCACCACCGUCUGCCCCGUCACUGAGGACCAAACUGCUCCUACUCAGCCUGCUGGCGAGCAGCCUCCCAAGCUUGAGCAGCCUGGCAAGUCCGAUGAGCCUGCUCCCAGCAAGCCCGCCGGCGGCAACCCUCCUCACCCCGUCUCAACUCAGGUCGUCACAACUGGUUUCUCCACCUCGACCGUCUACACAACCGCCGUCCGCACUGUUACUGCUUGUGCCCCUGGUACUCCCGGCUGCAACGGCGAGGGCCCUCAGAUCGUCACCGAGACCAUCGCUGUCUCCACCACCAUCUGCCCUGUGACCGAGACCCAAGUCAUUCACGCUCCCUCGACUUCCACUCUUUACACCACCAAGUACUUCACCGUCAGUGCUUGCCCUCCCUCUGUCAAGGACUGCCCUUACGGUCAAGUCACCUCCCAGGUCUACGCCACAGCCACCACCGAGAUCCAGCCUCCUCCUUCCAACUACGUCCCUCCUGUCGUGGCUACUUCCUACCUCGGCCACGGCAACCAGACCUCCACCUACUACCACACUCCCACCAAGCUGUACGAGACUCCCGUGCACACUCCUAAGCCCAUUGAAACUCCUCAGCCUGUUGAGACCUCUUUCGUCACCAGUGCUUCCGCGAAGACCACUGCUGGCUACUACCCUCCUCCUCCCUACUAA
This is a messenger RNA of Fusarium coffeatum, 3672 nucleotides long. RefSeq lists its product as uncharacterized. The record is from RefSeq and is a predicted model, not a curated record. NCBI's taxonomy places the organism in Eukaryota, Fungi, Ascomycota, Sordariomycetes, Hypocreales, Nectriaceae. Bases 1 to 3672 code for a protein of 1223 amino acids. The transcript has a single exon.